AUAAGCGCCACAAUGAUUGUCAGAUAUUGUAAUGAUAAACCACCCAUUUUGUCAUAAAGAUUGAAAACGUAACUGACUAUUCAGUCCGUGUAUUUAAACGACGUUAGUCCUGUCUUGAUAGCAUACAGUUUUAUUUUGGUGUGCAUUUGGUAAGGAUUGCGCUUUGACUGGGCGAGUCGGUUAAGGUGACAUUUACCUUGACCAUUCAAAAUGUCCUUGACCCAGGAACAGUGUGAGACGUUCUGGAACUCCGCGGACAAGAACGGGGACGGCUUUCUGACCAUUCAGGAACUUGCCGUCGCCCUGAGCCUGAGGGGUUACCGCGACCCAAGGAGUAAACUUACUGACAAGGACAUCGCUUUUAUGUUCAAUUCCAUCGACAAGAGUCAAGACCAUAAGAUCUCUAAGGCAGAAUUCUUCGAUGAAAUGAGCAAACCCCUUCGCUCCCAAACGCUCGAGGACACUUUUACAGCGUUCGACAAAGACGGAAAUGGUUCCCUGUCUCGUUCUGAACUCGAGGCUGUGGUCCGCGCUUCGAAGUGCUUCAAACCAGAAGAGAUCCAAGCUGCAAUAGCGGAAAUAUUUAACACCGCAGACAUCAAUCAUGACGGAUCUGUCAGUCUCGAAGAGUUCUUGUCUGUCGUUAGCUAACACGCACGCUUUCCCGACCGAGUCCGAGUCCGCCAUGUUUUGUCACACGUCGUCCGUUCAAUGACGCCUUUACUCGGACAUUUAUUCGGUCUUAAUUGUGGAUUUGUUUUCAUCUCUGGAAAAUAAUAUAACACGCAAUGCGCAUUGUAUCCAUACCGUGAAGUCACUGCGAUCUUGUAAUCCUGUAUACUUAGCUGCGAAACGCAUCGCGAAUUGCUUAUGAUUAUCUACACCAAUCAAUAAUCCUGUCGUAUUCAUACACUUUUGAAUUACUCAUUUACGUACGGCUCGUACGAUACUCGAACUCAUGACCCACUGUGUACAUGCCCUUCAUUCUACCAACUUAAAUAUUGAUUUUAAUCCACAAUAACAUAAGUUAAAACAUUCCUGUGUUGUUAUGCUUCAAAUUCAAAGUAAAAGUCAAUGUCAUAUUAUUUUCAUGCAUGGAACUCAAAACAUAUUGUCGCAGCAACCACAUUGCUUGGCGUUAAAUUACACACGUCAGAAUGAUCCGGUAUGUAUUCCAUGCGCGAUGUGAAAAAUAGGGCGAAACAUUGGUUUUAUGAAUUUCACUGUUAUUGUUUAAAUUAUACUUCUUCCAUAUUCACCGAUUAGUAAUAUGCACCAUUUUUUAAAGCUAAUAUUGUCCGAUAGACCAACAGCAAGUUAUAUGAGCCUCGAUCUGGGAAAACUGAGCCUAACGCAUGUGCGUAAAGUGUCGUCCUAGAUUAGCCUGUGCAGUCCGCAAAGGCUAAUCAUAAACGAUCUUUCCACCGUAACCGGAUUUUUGUUAAGAAAGGACCUUUUUUAAACGAAAAUUUCGAUAAAAGCGGGAAGUGUCGUCCCUGAUUAGCCUUUGCAGACUGCUUAUCAGGGACGACACUUUAUGCACAUAUGUUUAGCCCAGAUUUCCCAGAACGAUGCUCAUAUAAGAUAUUGAGUUUGAAUCCAACUGGAGCUAUAUGUGUCGAAAAAAUAUAUAGAGUUACACUGCACGAUUUCACAAAAUAUUAUUUGAAUAAUAUAAAGAUAUUUAUGAAAACUGAA
Molecule: messenger RNA, 1698 nt
Organism: Dreissena polymorpha
Lineage: Eukaryota; Metazoa; Mollusca; Bivalvia; Myida; Dreissenidae
Product: calmodulin-like protein 3
Exons: 5
Coding region: 211-651 (146 amino acids)
Molecular function (GO): calcium ion binding
Source: RefSeq, a predicted model, not a curated record